AGAUGACAAGAAUCAUUUAUUGACAGUGUUGUUUACCUUCAGGUGCAUAUGAGUCCAUGGAAAUGCGCAACCUGACAAGACUUCCUGAAUUCAUCCUCUUAGGACUCUCCUCUCGCCCUGAGGACCAGAAGCCACUCUUUGCCCUCUUUCUUAUCAUGUACCUGGUCACCUUGCUGGGAAAUCUGCUCAUCAUCUUGGUUAUCCGCUCUGAUUCGCAACUCCAAAACCCCAUGUAUUUCUUCCUGAGCAUCUUGUCCUUUGCUGAUAUUUGCUACACGACAGUCAUAGUCCCCAAGAUGUUAGUGAACUUCCUAUCAGACACAAAGACCAUUUUCUACGCUGAAUGUCUGGCACAGAUGUAUUUCUUCCUGGUCUUUGGAAACAUGGAUAGUUAUCUCCUGGCAGCUAUGGCCAUUGACCGCUAUGUGGCCAUUUGUAACCCUUUCCACUACGUCACUGUUAUGAACCACAAACGCUGUAUGUUGCUAGUGAUCUUUUCCAUAGUUUUCUCCUGCCUCCACUCUCUCCUACACGUUCUCAUGGUGAAUCGACUCACCUUUUGUGCAUCAAAUGUUAUCCAUCACUUCUUUUGUGAUGUCAACCCUGUUCUGAAACUGGCCUGCUCUUCUACCUCUGUCAAUGAAGUCGUAGCCAUGACAGAAGGGCUGGCUUCUGUGAUGGCCCCAUUUGCCUGCAUCGUCAUUUCUUACCUAAGGAUCUUCAUUGCUGUCCUUAAUAUUCCCUCAGCUGCUGGAAAGCACAAAGCCUUCUCCACCUGCAGCUCCCAUCUCACUGUGGUGACUCUGUUUUAUGGGAGUAUUAGCUAUGUCUAUUUCCAGCCAUUGUCAAAGUAUACUGUCAAGGACCGAAUAGCAACAAUCAUAUACACUGUAUUGACAUCAAUGUUGAACCCAUUUAUCUACAGUUUAAGAAACAAAGACAUGAAACGGGGCUUAGAGAAACUGAUAAGCAAGAUUAAGUCUGAAAUGGACAGGCUUUCUACUACAACAAUCAACAAAAUUCAUGGACCCUAAUUGCAAGGGGUGUGUGUGUGUGUGUAUGUGUGUGUGAAC
Molecule: messenger RNA, 1073 nt
Organism: Myotis davidii
Lineage: Eukaryota; Metazoa; Chordata; Mammalia; Chiroptera; Vespertilionidae
Product: olfactory receptor 1L3
Exons: 2
Coding region: 57-1034 (325 amino acids)
Biological process (GO): G protein-coupled receptor signaling pathway
Cellular component (GO): membrane
Molecular function (GO): olfactory receptor activity; G protein-coupled receptor activity
Source: RefSeq, a predicted model, not a curated record